AUGUCUGCGGUGCCGAGCCCCACGGUCAACGGCUCGUCUGCCCAGCAUCAGCCAUUGCGCUCUGCCCUCAAAAAUGAAGAUGACGUUGAUCGCCCAUGUCCUUCGAGCGGCUCUCUUAAAGCUGUCCAGAUCGCCGAACCCGAAUCCGAAAUUCAAACUCUCGAGGAUGACUCCCAGCCUACCAAGCAAUUCCCUACCAACCUCAGACGACGCCUGAGUGGUAAACCUCUGCCCUCUCCUCUUCCCACAACUCCUCUAGGUCUUCCUUCAGCGACAGUCCUUCUGGCAGCCGGCCUGAAGAGACACCUCCUACUUCGAACCCCUCUUCGAGCCACCACCAUGGCCAUGGCCACCGCGGUCAAUAUUAUAGUGAGAAACUACUCGCCCAGGUCGGAGAUUGGUUAG
Fusarium verticillioides 7600 is the source of this 405-nucleotide messenger RNA. RefSeq lists its product as hypothetical. NCBI's taxonomy places the organism in Eukaryota, Fungi, Ascomycota, Sordariomycetes, Hypocreales, Nectriaceae. The transcript is spliced from 2 exons. The record is from RefSeq and is a predicted model, not a curated record. Bases 1 to 405 code for a protein of 134 amino acids.